UCUCCUCCUCCUCCUCCUCCUCCUCGGCGGGCGGCAUUCAUGCGCUUCCUCCCUCCUUCCCCGGGUGUCACUCUGCAUCCGCACCGUCUCCUCCCCCCUCCCCUCCCGCCGCGCCGCGCCGCUUAUAGCCCGGCCCGCGGCCGCUGGGCGCAGACUGCUUGGGCAGCCAGAGAGGAGGCGGAGCGGCGGUGGCGCUGCGGAGACCGAGUCCAGACGCCAGGCGGCCGCCGGCGCGCACGAGCGCUUUCUAGCUCCCUCCCCGGAGUGCCCGGCCCGCCUCCUUGCGCGGGGCCGGCGGCCAAAGGCUCGCUUUCUUUACCCGAGACGCGUUCCGGGAGACGCUCCUCGGGUAGCGAGCGGAGUCCGCGGCGUGGGGGUCGCGAGGCGCUGUCCUCUCCCCGGCGGGCGCCCCAUGCGCGCUCCUUUCGCCCAGGCAGUCGCCGCCGCUCUCCGGGGCUGAGACGUCCGCCUUAUCGCCUCCCGCGCGGUGACCUAGGCGAGAACGCAGCUGGUCGUGCCUGACGCCGGUCGACGCCGCAGAGUGGAAACAAAAUGUCAGUCAGUGUGCAUGAGAACCGCAAGUCCAGGGCCAGCAGUGGCUCUAUUAACAUCUACCUGUUUCACAAGUCUUCCUACGCCGACAGUGUCCUCACGCACUUGAACCUUUUACGCCAGCAGCGCCUCUUCACGGAUGUCCUUCUCCAUGCUGGGAACAGGACCUUCCCCUGUCACCGGGCAGUGUUGGCUGCAUGUAGCCGCUACUUUGAAGCCAUGUUCAGCGGCGGUCUGAAAGAGAGCCAGGACAGUGAGGUCAACUUCGACAACUCCAUCCACCCCGAAGUUCUGGAGCUGCUGCUCGACUAUGCGUACUCCUCCCGGGUCAUCAUCAAUGAAGAAAACGCAGAAUCGCUUCUGGAAGCUGGCGACAUGCUGGAGUUUCAGGACAUCCGGGAUGCGUGCGCUGAGUUCCUGGAAAAGAAUCUGCAUCCCACCAACUGCCUGGGCAUGCUGCUGCUCUCUGACGCACACCAGUGCACGAAGCUGUACGAGCUGUCCUGGAGAAUGUGUCUCAGCAAUUUCCAGACCAUCAGGAAGAACGAAGAUUUCCUCCAGCUGCCCCAGGACAUGGUAGUGCAACUCUUGUCCAGUGAAGAGCUGGAGACAGAAGAUGAAAGGCUUGUGUACGAGUCUGCAAUUAACUGGAUCAGCUACGACCUGAAGAAGCGCUAUUGCUACCUCCCAGAGCUGUUGCAGACAGUGAGGCUGGCUCUCCUGCCAGCCAUUUAUCUCAUGGAGAACGUGGCCAUGGAGGAACUUAUUACCAAGCAGAGAAAGAGCAAGGAGAUCGUGGAAGAGGCCAUCAGGUGCAAACUAAAAAUCCUGCAGAAUGACGGCGUGGUAACCAGCCUCUGUGCCCGGCCUCGGAAGACUGGCCAUGCUCUCUUCCUCUUGGGUGGGCAGACCUUCAUGUGCGACAAGCUGUAUCUGGUAGACCAGAAGGCCAAAGAGAUCAUUCCCAAGGCUGACAUCCCCAGCCCAAGAAAAGAGUUCAGUGCAUGUGCAAUUGGCUGCAAAGUGUACAUUACUGGGGGGCGGGGGUCUGAAAACGGAGUCUCAAAAGAUGUCUGGGUUUAUGAUACCCUGCAUGAAGAGUGGUCCAAAGCUGCCCCCAUGCUGGUGGCCAGGUUCGGCCACGGCUCUGCUGAACUGAAGCACUGCCUGUAUGUGGUUGGGGGGCACACAGCUGCAACGGGCUGUCUCCCAGCCUCCCCCUCGGUCUCCCUAAAGCAAGUAGAACACUAUGACCCCACGACCAACAAAUGGACCAUGGUGGCCCCCCUCAGAGAAGGCGUUAGCAAUGCGGCUGUGGUGAGCGCCAAGCUCAAGCUGUUUGCUUUCGGAGGUACCAGCGUCAGUCAUGACAAGCUCCCUAAGGUUCAGUGUUACGAUCAGUGCGAGAACAGGUGGACAGUCCCAGCCACCUGUCCCCAGCCCUGGCGUUACACAGCGGCAGCGGUGCUGGGGAACCAGAUUUUUAUUAUGGGGGGAGACACGGAGUUCUCUGCCUGCUCUGCUUACAAAUUCAACAGUGAGACUUACCAGUGGACCAAGGUGGGAGAUGUGACAGCCAAGCGCAUGAGCUGUCACGCUGUGGCGUCCGGAAACAAGCUCUAUGUGGUGGGCGGGUACUUCGGCAUUCAGCGCUGCAAAACUUUGGACUGUUACGACCCGACAUUAGACGUGUGGAACAGCAUCACCACAGUCCCAUACUCGCUGAUUCCUACCGCAUUUGUCAGCACCUGGAAGCAUCUGCCUUCUUAGACGGCCGUACCUUGUCGAGAAGGGGAGCGUGAGCUCGCUCCAUCACUUGGUGAGACAAAAUGAGCUUUCUACUUUGGAGAGGCCGAAUUUAAUGGAGAGAAAAGAAGAAGGAAAAGAAGUUGCUACAAGACUCCUGAUACAAUGCAUUGCACCUUGUAAAUUCUCUAACUGGACAUGAAGGAGGGGGUGGGGGAGGGGCGGGAUUUUCAGUGCAAGUAGCACAUGGUUUAAAUAUGAAUGAACGAACCUGUGAUCUAGUCCUUGUCUUGUAAUUGUGGAUUAAUGUCAGCGUUAAUCAGCCCCUCAAAGGGAGAGAAAAGCCGGCCCUUUUCCCUUGCUGUACCAUAUUCAGCAUUUGAUUUCCAUGGGCUCCACCAUUUAUGUGUAAAAUUUGAAAUGGUUGUCACCUCUCUGAGGAGCAAGCCCGAAGCCUCCACACCAGCUGCUGUUGGAGAUUGAAAGCCCAACUGUGGGGCCAGGCGGGAAGCUGGCUUGGCUGGCCACAGAGUGAGGACUGCUGGACUCUCCGCUAAUCUCUGAGGGGUUGAGCUCCCCAGGAAGGUUCUGAACAAUGGGGACGUUGUUGGUAGGCGUUUGGUAGAUGUUCUUUUCUAUUUAUAAGUGACUUUAAACUUUCCCUUGGCUGUUAAGAAAUUUGUCGUAGAUUUAGCUAUUUAUUGUUUGACGCCUGCAUGCUGAAAUGAUGCUUACGAUUGUCUUCACGUGUAUGGGUGUGUGAAUGGUUGUAUGUUUUGCACAAUUUUGUGGCUGUUGUGAAGUGCUUUGCUGCACAAAAAUGAAAACUUGGGUGUUACAAUUUGGAGCAUAACUGGAGGGUGGGUUGGGAA
Messenger RNA from Mustela erminea (ermine), 3170 nucleotides. It is a transcript of the gene ENC1, whose product is annotated as ectodermal-neural cortex 1. Lineage: Eukaryota; Metazoa; Chordata; Mammalia; Carnivora; Mustelidae. The record is from RefSeq and is a predicted model, not a curated record. The transcript has 3 exons. Bases 553 to 2322 code for a protein of 589 amino acids. Gene Ontology annotation, molecular function: protein binding.